Penaeus indicus is the source of this 1446-nucleotide messenger RNA. RefSeq names its product tachykinin-like peptides receptor 86C. The transcript has 14 exons. The record is from RefSeq and is a predicted model, not a curated record. Gene Ontology annotation, molecular function: tachykinin receptor activity. Gene Ontology annotation, cellular component: plasma membrane. Bases 1 to 1446 code for a protein of 481 amino acids. Gene Ontology annotation, biological process: G protein-coupled receptor signaling pathway. Lineage: Eukaryota; Metazoa; Arthropoda; Malacostraca; Decapoda; Penaeidae.
AUGACCAACAACCCUGCCUCGCUCUCAAAAGUCGUCGAGACGCCGCCGCCAAAUGACGUGUACAAUCCCUUUGUCGUUGAAGUUCCCGGGAAAGAUGAAGACGGCGCCGGAAGUGAGGGAUUUAUGGCUGUGAAGUUGAAAGCUAAAUGCAUUCGAACUCAGAUUGUCAGUUCGACGCCUAAUGCUCACAGAGUAUUAGGGUCGAAGCCCGAUGGCGGCCGCCCCUCGCUCCCCUUCCAGAUGUCACUCCACCUCGAAGUCAUCUGGAGUGUCGCCUUCAUCGUUCUCAUUGUCGGCGCUUGUGUUGGCAACGUCCUGGUUAUCAUGAUCAUUCUUGGCAACAGACGGAUGAAAACGACGACAAAUUAUUUCCUUCUGAACCUUUCUGGGGCAGAUCUGUCCAUGGCCAUCUUUAAUUGCACAUUUAAUUUUUUCUACAUGCUGAAAAGUCACUGGCCAUUCGGAACGGUCUACUGUGUCGUUUCGCAGUUCAUAGCCCACGUCUCACUUGCAGCCUCAGUAUUCACGCUCGCUGUUAUUUCCUUCGAUAGGAUGCUGAACGUGAUCCGGCCGCUGAAGCCCAGCAUGAGUCGCUCGGGGUGUCGGCUUCUGCUCUGCGGGACGUGGCUCGUGUCCGCCCUUCUCGCUGCCCCUAUCCUGCCGUACGCCACCACCAUCCACAGCAGCGAGAGCGGAAGAAUCAACUGUGUCAUUGCUUGGCCCGACGGACUGGCCAUGAGGUCCAAGACAGAUUAUGUGUAUAACGUGAUGAUCCUUGUUGUAACAUACUUGGCUCCUAUGUUAGCCAUGAUCAUCUGCUACGCUAUUAUAGGAUUCAAACUCUUCGCUUGGGGCUCGAAUCAACCAGCUCAUCAGGAUAAUAACAUUCGGAGGAAGAAAAAAGUCGUGCAGAUGCUCGCCCUCCUGGUGGUGAUCUUCGGGCUGUGCUGGCUGCCGUACCACACGUACUUCAUCGUCGUGCACCACCACCCCGAGUUCAGCACGAGGCCCUACGUGAAUCACAUCUACCUGGCUUUUUACUGGCUGGCUAUGUCAAACGCAUUCAUUAACCCUAUCGUUUAUUACCUGUUGGACGCUCGGUUCAGGUACUUCUUCAGCCAUCUCCUCCUCGGUGCCAAAGAGUCCUUGGAAAAGUGCAUCGGGUUGGAUCAGUCGCCGUCGCAGUAUUCCGAGAGCCAUGACCUCUUCGCUAUCCCUCUGCCCGAAGUAGGAGCUCGAGGGGGCAACAGUACACACAGACCCCCCCUUCCAUCGUCAGGAGUCCUCGAUGACGAGCGCCACACGACUAAGCCGUCUUAUAUAGUGCUCUUACCUGUUGUUGACUAUACCAACUAUUAUAACGGGCAGAGUUCUCGGACUUAUUGUUCCAGAAACAAAGAAGACGGAAAGAAGCUUAGCAAGCUGAUCCUCUUUCAAGGCCAGUGA